Molecule: messenger RNA, 3363 nt
Organism: Fimicolochytrium jonesii
Lineage: Eukaryota; Fungi; Chytridiomycota; Chytridiomycetes; Spizellomycetales; Powellomycetaceae
Exons: 2
Coding region: 378-3269 (963 amino acids)
Source: RefSeq, a predicted model, not a curated record
ACCCCAUGCAAACCCUUUCAGCACGACCGCUCGGCGCUAGCCCAGGCCCCAGGGGGACUUCUGGGUUGCACAGGGAGGCUCAACCACCCGUCGUAACGAGAUAUCUGGCAGCCUCCUGUACAAAGUGCGGGGCAGUCUGUCUGCCUUCCCGUCCUUUUUCUUGGCAACUUGGACUCUGCCACUCAGUGCCCGCCCCGCAUCUACCACAGAAGUGCAUAAAUAAGAGUGCUUCCCUCCUGCAUUCCUCCCUCCCUCGUUUCGUUCGCUCCGAAUUCCAUCUUGGCUCGCGCAUUUUCGUCACUCACUGAACACAUUGUUAGGGCGCCGUCAUCUUCACACGUAGCAAUAUAAACUUCACAUCCUCGACCUCUUCCACAAUGAGAGGCUCCCAAGUAGGAUACUGGAGGCCCGACCACCUCCUAAACGAGGCUCUCGAACAAAUCAAGAGAAUCCUCGAAACAACCCGUCAACCGACGUACGCCGGCGAUGUCCCCCACCAAUAUAAGGACAAGUACCUCCUAGCCGAGUUCCUGACCAACGCCGCUCUCAAUGCCCAAUGGACCUGUCUGGAACUGCUGGGGCUCGACGACCAAGGGGUUAAACUGUUGAAGGACUGGACGACGCUCCAGACCAACCGCCCGGCGGUCAGCCUGCGCUUUAUCGCUGAGGAGCGGUGUGGUUUUCUGAGGGAGCAGGAACGACACGUCGAGGCGCCGUCGUCGGAAACGACCAUCGAGACCACGUCCAGCCGUUCGUCCAACUCGGUCCUUCAUGCCAUCAAAAGCAAGUUUGUGACCACCAUCAAGGAGUACGUCUACGGCUACAGAAUCCGGUACCGCCUGUCUAUGUACUUUGGGACGGAUAUCGGCGCCAGCACGGUUCUCGGCGAGGUGGAACGCGGGUGCGAGCUGAUCACGACCGUCAGGGACAACCCGCCCGCGCUGCCGGUCGUCAUCCACGACCCGCUCGAUGUGAACAUCACCUACGUCGUUCAGAAUUUGACCAUGGAGGAAGCUGAGCCGUUCCAGUUCCGGAUCGACAGGGCCGAUGAGGAAUGUCACACGCCGCGGAGGAACAGGAACAUCACACAGGCGCUCGACUACUUCGGUGCAUUCUCACGAUGGGCGCACCAGGUGCACUACUACUUCCAGGGACUGGCCCGAGAACCGCGCGCCGUUCCCGGGAACGCUGUCGACCUCUCCGUUCUCUCUGCGGACGGAACGUUCAUCCCCGUUGCCCCGCUGUUCGAGAAGCGCGAAGGCCGAGAUUCGGUCCUGCUUUCGCCGGAAGACCUGGGGCUUUUCCUGCAGGAGCAGAAACGUAGCCUGCAGGAAAAGUUCGCAGCCAUCGACCAAGCCAUCCCUGCUGGUAAACUUAUAACAGCGCAAGAGGGGAAGGUGAUGGCCACCUUGGCCCAUGCAAUGAGUCUGUCGCGGACAUACAACGGCUCCAUCGAGGCCAUUGAAAUGAUGCUGCACUCGCAGCUGAUUGCCGCUAUCGGCCGCACACUGCAGCCCCGAGAUUUCACCCAGCUCGUCCGGUCCAACAACCGCAAGCUGUUCCUGCCCCAGUACGUCCCCUCCCCCUUCUGUUUCGCAGUUCAACGCCCCGGCCACUCCCCCGAAGGCGUCAUCAGCAUCGAAUACGACGAAGACCGCUCCUCCUCCUCCUCCACCCUCGACAACGCCGGCGCCAUGGUGGACUCCUUCCACAGCGCCUUCGACAACAUCGACGUUCCCCUCAUGGAGAUCCCCCUCAACGCCGCCACAAAAGUGCAGUUUGCAGGCAAACGCCAUCUCCACGCCUGCCUCUUCCACCGCUUCUCCGACUCGCCCGAAACGAACAUCGCCCUCAAAGCGCGCGCGCGCCAGUUCAGCUCCUUCAUCCUCCUCGUCGGCCGGAUAACCUCCGCCACCCGCUUUGAGCCGCAGGCCGGCCUGAUCGUGCAGAAUAAGGACGAUCUCACCAUCCCUCUGCUUUUGGAGACCAUCCCGACCCCAAAGGAAUUCCAGGACGCGAUCGAGUCCCUGUCACCGGAACAGCAGAAAUUCGCUAAAGCGAUGCGCGCCCUGCAAUUGGAGAGCACGCUCUUCGGAAUCUGUGUCGUCGAAAUCAAACCCGAGCUUGAGAAAUUGCUGAAUUUGCCCCCCGACGCACUCGCGAAGGAGAUCCAGCUCACGCAGGACCUCAUGACAUUGUUUGUCGAGUACCAGAUCCCCAGCGAUCUCCUGCGGUACGACGGCGAAGCGGACGCUGCAGCCAGCGCAAAGACGGACGCUGUACGAGGAUACGUGGGCAAGAUCAAGGAUAUCAUCAAAGGCCGCGGACGGGAGGAUAUCGAGAACGCGCUGGGCAAGGCGCAGUAUAAUCAGUUGAACCAUCUGGCCGAAUCGAACAAGGUUGAACCGGCCGCCGCAUAUGGGUUGUUCGGGGGCCCCCCGCCCCCGCCAGCCGGCUCUUUGUUCGGCACCGCCCCCGCAUCCUCGUCGUUCGGUGGCUUUUCCGCGGCAACCUCUAUCCACCAACGGGGCGAGCAAAUGUCGGACCUCGUAGGCCGAAGCCAAGAACUCUCCGCGGCAUCGAUGAAGUUCAAAAAAGCCAAAUCCGCCGGCCCAGUAUUCGCGCGAAAAUCCGCCGGGAUGUCAGAACCCGUGGCCGCUCCCCCAACCGUCCGGUACGAGGGCCACCAACAACAACAACAACCCGUCCAAUCCCAAUCCCAAUCCCAAUCCCCUUACACAUCCAGCACAGACCUCCACGACCGCCCCAACCCAAAGCGAAAAACCGACGACAUGGAAGCAGACAACAUGAACACAUCUGAUACCCCCGACCCCCGCCUCGACUUCACCCGCUUCCCCACCCUCCUCGACUCUGCCCUCUCCACCCUCCCCUCCACCGCUCUCCGCCCCACAACAAUAACCCUCGGCCCCACAUGGUCGCGGAGCCGUCCCACCUCCAUCCUCCACUCGAACCCCACCCCCACAUCCCUGCCCACAUCCACGCAACAAACAGAACGCAACGCGGCGUUUGACUUGCUGGAUGCGUUGAGUAGGAGCGGGAGUAUCGUGAUGCAGGAUGUGGUGAUGCAUGUGGUGCUGGCGGCGACGCAUUGUUUUGAUCAGACGAUGGUGGAGGAGGUUAUUAGGGGGAAUGUGGACCCCGUGGGGGUUUUUGGGAGGAGUGGGGUGCUUGUGGCGGCGACUGUGAAUGGCGUUGACGGGGGGAGGUUGGUUAGGGGUGGGGAGGCUGAGGUGAGGGAGCUGGAGUAAAACCUAUCAUGAGGGUGUGAUGGGGGCUAUUAUUCACAAACGGUGUACCUUAUUGUGCGCGAGAUCGGAAGUAGCCGACGAUGGUCAGAUCGUA